Durio zibethinus is the source of this 1407-nucleotide messenger RNA. RefSeq names its product UDP-glycosyltransferase 84B2-like. Gene Ontology annotation, molecular function: quercetin 7-O-glucosyltransferase activity; quercetin 3-O-glucosyltransferase activity; abscisic acid glucosyltransferase activity. The record is from RefSeq and is a predicted model, not a curated record. Lineage: Eukaryota; Viridiplantae; Streptophyta; Magnoliopsida; Malvales; Malvaceae.
AUGGAGACUGAGGGAGUACAGGUGAUAAUGGUGACCUUAGCCUUGCAAGGUCACAUGAAUCCCAUGCUCAAGCUCGCCAAAGUGCUCGUGUCAAAGGGCGUUGAUGUCACCCUUGCCACCAAUGAUGUCGCCCGUAAGCACAUGCUAGACUCCAAAAUCUCCACCAAGUUCACCUCAAAUAGCCCUGGUCGACUCAAUCUAGAGUUCUUCCCUGAUGGUCUCAGCCAUGACUUCGAUCGUGACAAGGAUACUGGCACUUUCAUUGCUUCACUGAAGGCAAACGGACCCAGGAAUCUGUCAAAUAUCAUUGCGGAUCUCAAAGCUAAGGGAAUUGAAUUCUCAUGCCUUAUCACCAGCCCCUUUAUCCCAUGGGUACCAGGUGUUGCUGCUGAACAUGGGAUUCCUUGUUGCGUACUUUGGAUCCAAUCUUCAACUGUUUUCUCCAUUUAUUAUCAUUUUAUUAAGCGUCCAGGCUUGUUUAGCAACUUGGAAAACCCCAAUGGGAAUGUAGAGCUACCUGGAAUACCAAUGAUUAAGGUGGAAGAUCUUCCAACUUUUAUGCUUCCUUUUAGUCCUGCUCACUUUCGGCUAUGGGUUGCAGAAUUCGUUUCAGUUUUGGAUAAGAUACAAUGGGUUUUAGGAAACUCUGUUCAUGAGCUUGAAGAGGAGAUUGUGAACUCAUUGGCGUCAGUUAAACCGAUUUAUCCCAUUGGUCCAUUGGUGUCACCUUUUCUUCUAGGAAAGGAAGAAACAGUUGAAGGAAGUGUUGAUAUGUGGAGUGCCGCAGAUUCUUGUAUUGAGUGGCUUAACAAGCAGCCGACUUCCUCAGUCAUUUAUAUUUCUUUUGGCAGCAUCAUUGUGACAUCAGAGCAGCAAAUUCAAAGCAUUGCCACAGCAUUGAAGAAUAUCAACAGACCAUUUCUUUGGGUUGUUAAAGCAUCAGAGGCGAGAAAAGACGAAUUCCCAGACGGAUUCUUUGAAGAGACCAAGGAGAAAGGUCUUGUUGUUUCAUGGUGCCCUCAAGAGAAAGUGUUAAUGAACCAAGCAGUGGCUUGUUUUGUGACACAUUGUGGCUGGAACUCGGCCCUAGAAACUGUGGUGGCUGGCGUGCCUGUUGUUGCCUAUCCAGAGUGGACGGAUCAACCAACGAAUGCCAAGCUCUUGGUUGAUGUUUUCAAGAUUGGGGUGAGGAUGAGAAAUUGUGAAGAUGAGACACUAAGCGUAGAAGAAGUUGAAAGGUGCAUUAUGGAGGUCAUUGAUGGACCAAGAGCGGAGGAGAUGAAGAAAAGGGCAUUGGAGUUGAAAGAGGCUGCAAAGAAAGCAUUGGAAGAUGCUGGCUCUUCGAAUCAGAACAUUGAUAAAUUUAUCAGCGAAAUCGCUGGCAAGCCCGUGGGCAAUAAUGUUUAA